Salvia miltiorrhiza (redroot sage) is the source of this 1380-nucleotide messenger RNA. Its product is annotated as anamorsin homolog. The transcript is spliced from 7 exons. NCBI's taxonomy places the organism in Eukaryota, Viridiplantae, Streptophyta, Magnoliopsida, Lamiales, Lamiaceae. Bases 160 to 978 code for a protein of 272 amino acids. The record is from RefSeq and is a predicted model, not a curated record. Gene Ontology annotation, molecular function: iron-sulfur cluster binding. Gene Ontology annotation, cellular component: cytoplasm. Gene Ontology annotation, biological process: iron-sulfur cluster assembly.
AGAAGUCCCAAAAAUAUUUAAUUUAAAUACAGCCGGCAAAUCAUUUUCUUUUCUUCACUACAAAUUUCGGUUGCCCUUUCCCUUUGAGAAAUUCCGGUGAUAAUCCCUUUUUCCAGCUUCCGGUGAUUGCUGCUCGAAGUCGUUUUCCGGGGAACGAAAAUGGGGCAGGAUAAAUUGUUGGUGAUCACGGAUCAAGUAGCUGUGUCGAUAUCCGCAGUUUCCGAUGCUAUUAAGAAGCUAAGGAAGGAAGAUGUUGUAAAGCUGGAUCCUCUAAUCAUCACUCAAGCUACCUCAGACAGUUUAACGUCACUGGAAUCUUCAUCUAUAGAUGAUGUUGUUUCUCUCUGUAAAACAUUGGAGUUUCCCAGUGAUCAGUUGCUCAGAAAUAUCUCAAGAGUUUUAAAACCUGCUGGAGCUGUCCUUUUUUAUUUGGCUUCUCAAACUGCUGGGGAACAAAUGAAAAACGCUUCUCUUGAACGCGAGUUGUUUCUGGCUGGAUUCCUGGACAUACAUAGGGAGUCUUUUGGGGUAAAGUGUAAGAAGCCUUCAUGGAAGAUUGGAUCUUCUUUUGCGCUAAAAAAGACUUCCCAAGUUCUACCAAAAGUUCAGAUUAAUGAUGAUGAGGAUUUGAUUGAUGAGGAUAGCCUCCUUACUGAAGAGGAUUUGAAAAAACCCCAACUGCCCUCUGGUGAUUGUGAAGUUGGCAUCACGAGGAAAGCUUGCAAAAAUUGCAGUUGUGGAAGAGCUGAAGAGGAGGAAAAAGUGAAGCUUGGACUUACUAUGGACCAGAUUAACAAUCCCGAGUCUGCUUGUGGAAAUUGUGGUCUUGGUGAUGCUUUUCGGUGUUCUACAUGCCCUUACAAAGGUCUUCCAAAAUUCAAGCUUGGCGAGAAGGUAUGUGCUGCACCAUCUCUUGAAAAUAUUCCUGCUUUUCUGUGUGGCUUUUUGGUGAUGUUCCACUUAACAAACUUGUCAUAAAUCUGUGUAUGACACAAUAAAGCUUUAAGUGAUGCUGGGUUAUCGACCUUUUUUGGCAGGUUGCGUUAUCUGGAAACUUCCUCGCUUCCGACAUUUAAAUGAGGAUCCACGUUGGUAUACAAGUACUUUUGGUUCCUUACUAAUUGGUCAUGUGAUUGUGUACUGUGGAUUAGGUUGAACAAACUGGUGGUCUUGUUUGUGUCAAAUCGCUGUGCUAUUCUUUUUCGGUAUUAGCACCUGAAAAGAAAUUAUUUCUUGAAUAUUCUUUAAUGGAGAUGGGAUAGUAUAUGGUGCAUUAUCUCUCGUCGCUUCUUAUCAGACUUACAGUAGUUUGUAAUUAAACAAGUUUUGUCCAUGACCACUUAUGAUGUCAUCAAUUUUUAUCAGUGGGAUUUUUAGCUA